AUGCUUCUUAAAUUCCAGAAAAAACUACGAAGACUCAAUUCAAAGCAAUUUCUUGUUUUGGGAAGUGCUGUUUUGUUUUUUACAAUGUUAAUGGUAUUUUUUAUCACGGACUGUAACCUGGACUACAAUAAUCAGAAUGGUAAUUUAAGGAGUGAAUAUUGCAGGAGGUUUUACUACCAUGAGUUCAAGCUUUUAGCCUCUGGGAGAAAGAACUGCUCCAGAAUCAUCAAUGGGGACCUCGAUGAGGUAAGGAACGCUCUCAUUGACAAUUUAAUUGUUGCAAACAGAAGAGUACUCGCCACAGAAAGAGACUACAUGGAAGUUACUAAAGACUGUACACAUUUUAAAAAGAUGAGAAAAUAUGUCCUGUUUAGUUUUAGUGACGAGGAAACAAAUUAUCCCAUUGCCUAUUCCAUGGUGAUCCAUAGUGACAUUGAGAUGUUUGAAAGGCUCUUACGAUCAAUUUACAUGCCUCAGAAUGUCUACUGCAUACAUGUCGACAUGAAAUCUUCUGAAACUUUUUUUGAGGCAGUAAAAGCCAUAGCGUCAUGUUUCCCCAAUGUAUUCGUGUCAUCUAAACGGGAAUCUGUAAUCUAUGCCUCUUGGUCUCGUGUCCAAGCUGAUCUAUAUUGCAUGGAGGACUUGUUGAACAGCAAUGUAGACUGGAAGUAUCUUAUAAAUACCUGUGGAACAGAUUUCCCUUUAAAGACAAACGCCGAAAUGGUUAAAGCAUUAAAGCUUUUAAAUGGCAAAAACAGCAUGGAGUCUGAAAUACCGCCUUCAUAUAAGAAGAUACGAUGGGAAUAUCACUAUGAAAUUAAAAAUUACCCAGUGAGGACCAGUAUACAAAAAAAUCCGCCACCCUUAAAUACUCCAAUUUUUAGUGGCAAUGCUUAUGUAGUGCUUACCAGAGACUUUGUGAAAUCCUUGUUUGAAAACUCUUUAGCAAAAGAAUUAAUAGAAUGGGCUAAGGACACAUAUAGUCCAGAUGAGUAUAUUUGGGCUACUCUGCAAAGGAUACCCGGAAUGCCCGGAUCUGUACCGAAUCACAUCAAAUAUGAUAUGUCAGACUUAAAUGCAUUGGCCAGACUAGUAAAAUGGGAAAGUCUUGAAGGGGACAUGGAACGUGGAGCCCCUUAUUCUGUGUGCACCGGAAAGCACAGAAGAGAAAUAUGUGUAUAUGGAACCGGGGAUUUGCACUGGUUGGUCCAGCAGCACCAUUUCUUUGCUAAUAAAUUUGAUCCACGUGUUGAUGAUCAUGCCAUCCAGUGUUUGGAAGAAUAUUUGAGAUACAAGCUGUUCUAUGGAAAAAAUGUGUAA
This is a messenger RNA of Hyla sarda, 1320 nucleotides long. RefSeq names its product glucosaminyl (N-acetyl) transferase 3, mucin type (gene GCNT3). Gene Ontology annotation, molecular function: acetylglucosaminyltransferase activity. The record is from RefSeq and is a predicted model, not a curated record. Lineage: Eukaryota; Metazoa; Chordata; Amphibia; Anura; Hylidae. The transcript has a single exon. The coding region runs from base 1 to 1320 and encodes 439 amino acids. Gene Ontology annotation, cellular component: membrane.